ACGUGACCGGCGCGGAAGCGGCACCCGGAAGUGGCGGCGGCGGCGGAGGAGGAGGAGGAGGAGGAGGAGGAGGGGAGGAAGGCUCCGCUCCCGCCACCCCCACCUGGGCCGGUGAGGGCCCUAACAAGGGCUGGGGGCCGCGGGGGGUCCCGUUUAGGGGUUUUGGGGCUGCCCUAAACUGAGGUUUUUCUAACCAUCAUGGGAGAGAUUAAAGUCUCUCCUGACUAUAACUGGUUCAGAAGCACGGUUCCUCUCAAAAAGAUAAUAGUAGACGACGAUGACAGUAAAGUCUGGUCGCUGUACGAUGCGGGACCCAGGAGCAUUCGGUGCCCUCUCAUCUUUCUUCCUCCCGUGAGCGGAACUGCAGACGUGUUUUUCCAGCAGAUUUUGGCACUGACUGGGUGGGGUUACAGAGUUAUCGCUUUGCAGUAUCCAGUGUACUGGGAUCACCUUGAGUUCUGUGAUGGAUUCAGAAAACUGUUAGACCACCUUCAGCUGGAUAAAGUUCACCUUUUUGGAGCUUCUUUGGGAGGCUUUUUGGCUCAAAAAUUUGCAGAGUACACACACAAAUCCCCCAGAGUUCACUCUCUGAUCCUGUGUAAUUCCUUUAGUGACACUUCCAUCUUCAACCAGACGUGGACAGCAAACAGCUUUUGGCUGAUGCCUGCUUUUAUGCUGAAAAAAAUUGUCCUUGGGAAUUUUGCCUCUGGUCCCGUAGAUCCUGAAAUGGCUGAUGGGAUUGAUUUCAUGGUGGACAGGCUGGAGAGCCUGGGCCAGAGUGAGCUUGCUUCAAGACUUACCCUCAACUGCCAGAACUCCUACGUAGAACCUCAUAAAAUUCGAGAUGUCCCUGUAACUAUUAUGGAUGUGUUUGACCAGAGCGCACUUUCGACUGAAGCAAAAGAGGAAAUGUAUAAGCUUUAUCCUAAUGCCAGAAGAGCUCAUCUCAAAACAGGAGGCAAUUUCCCAUAUCUCUGCAGGAGUGCUGAGGUCAACCUAUAUAUUCAAAUCCACUUACUGCAGUUCCGUGGUACCCGGUAUGCAGCCAUCGAUCCCUCAAUGGUCAGCGCAGAAGAACUGGAAGUCCAGAAGAUCAGUCUUCAUAACAGCAGCGAGCAAGAAGAAGAGUAGGUUUCUGACUGCCAGUGAAAAUGAGGAAUCAGGUUUGGUGGUCUUCCUGUGUACAAUCAUCUGUUCCCACUCUGCCUUUUUUCUUGUGUUAGCCGAUUAUCACUGUGUGAUUCCAACAGGAUCAAUAGUCAGUGAGUUACCCGCAGACAACAAACCUUCAACAAUGUAAUGGAACAUCUGUUUAAUUUUAAGUCUUUGAAUUCAAGAAAGUAUCUCUGAAGGCUGCAGUUUUAAAAACAAAGACAUUUUUGCUACCAAAGUCUUCACUAUCAUGUUCUUGAACAGAACAGUAUUUCUUUUUAUAUUUUCACUCAAUUGUAUAUAUUGCCACAUGCAGGUUGUGUACUUAUAAGCUGACAUAUAUUUUUGUUGAGUAUUUGGUUUAAAAGAUGUUAAAGUGCCAAUGUUGCCAUCACUUAUUUGCUUUAUAUGUUGUGUUGCAAGUUAGUUUAUUUCUAUUUGAAAUAAAUUUUUAACUUUCUUGCUAGCUGUUUAAAAAUGGUUUUCAAUAAAACUUCAAGUUCA
Messenger RNA from Cygnus atratus (black swan), 1656 nucleotides. It is a transcript of the gene SPG21, whose product is annotated as SPG21 abhydrolase domain containing, maspardin. The coding region runs from base 199 to 1131 and encodes 310 amino acids. The record is from RefSeq and is a predicted model, not a curated record. NCBI's taxonomy places the organism in Eukaryota, Metazoa, Chordata, Aves, Anseriformes, Anatidae. Gene Ontology annotation, cellular component: cytosol; trans-Golgi network transport vesicle. The transcript has 9 exons. Gene Ontology annotation, molecular function: CD4 receptor binding.